This is a messenger RNA of Penaeus vannamei (Pacific white shrimp), 1763 nucleotides long. RefSeq lists its product as uncharacterized. The record is from RefSeq and is a predicted model, not a curated record. Lineage: Eukaryota; Metazoa; Arthropoda; Malacostraca; Decapoda; Penaeidae.
CCCAACGGCAGGCUGGCUCCCUACCCACCCAGGAGUGUGAGGUGUGCCAGUGAGAUCGUACUGCGUGUUGGGAAACUAAUAAGAAACACGUCGUUUGACAGACGACAAAACUUCCUUUUCGAAGACCGACCAUUCGAAGAGAUCGUCUGAUAUACUGGCCUGUUUGCUGACCUGCUCCUGGCGACCGCGGGGCGACGGAGACUGAUAUGUCAGCAUCGGUGGCGACAGAGAACCCUGAAGGGGUGCAAUAUGUCUUGGACAUUCUUCACAAAAGGCAAAGAGACUUGGAAUCUCUAAACUGGAUCGCGGCCGAGGUGGGCCGGCACCUUCAGCACCGCCUUCAGGAGAGCCACGCCUUCCUGCGCGAGGCCGAGUGGCAGCUCGUGGGCAGCGCUGCCGAGCACCUCGCCGUGUCCGAGGCCGACGACAAGGACCUCGUCUUCACUCUCGGACCCCCGUACACGCCGCAGUUCUUCUCGGCUGUUUAUAUGGGCUCUGGACAGUACCAGUUGAAGUGGAACAAAUGCUACUGGAAUGGACGCCAUCCUCCACACCUGACUUCUAAUAACUACCUUGUAGUCACUUCACUAAGAAAACAGGCAUAUGACUGCAUAAAUUCAGCUCUGAAAAAUGCACAUAUCUCAAGAAUGAAGGUAAUAAAGGUGAUGUUGUGGAAACAGGCAGUGCGUGUGGUGCUGAGAGAUGCAUCAACCACAAAGAAACAUGUAGUAGACGUCAUAUUACAAAUAGGAGGGGGCCAGUGGAACAAUAUGCAAGGAUUAACAAAAUGGGGGAAUCUACCUCCACAAUUACAAGAUGUGAUUACUUCUUUGGAAACAGCAGGACAGUCAGCGGUGUCUUUCGGUCUUCAUGGCCCAGCUGGGACUUCCAGCCUUAUUGUUACUACUAGUUAUUCUGUUCUUGAGAGAGAAUUUUUCUUGGAGCAUGGCAAUGUGCGAGAUGCUGUACUGUUAGCCAAAAUUAUUAUCUCGGGCCAUAACUGGAAGAACAAAUUUGGACUCAAGAGUGCCCAUGUGAAGAGACUUGCCAUGAAGCACUUCAUAGUCCUCAGACACUGUUUACCAUGGUCUGGAAUGAAGCUGUUACUACAGGUGAUGGUGGACCAGCUUCAGAAAGGUGCUUUAGAGGGCUACCCAGACUUGGAUGCAGACCUUUUCUGGCAGAAGACUGAAGAACAGUGCCAAUAUAUUGCUAAAGUUGUGCAAAAUGUUAUGCUUACACUUAUUCCAAAUUACAUGGCCAAUUACUUGUAAUUUUUAAUACAUGAAAACUAUUUAGGAUGUUAGAAGACCAUUUUUACAAGUAAAGAAAAAUAAGUUGAGUUUGUUUGAUAAUUGAAAACAUAGAAUAUCAACUUUGCAAUUAUUGCAGAUGUUUUGGGUUCAGUAACCUGUAGGAUUAUGCCUCUUCUCUCUUAAUAUUUGAAAGGUUAAUUCUAAAUCAUCAUAGUUUGCCCCAUAAAUUACAAAGUCACUUAACCAUUCUAUCAGACUGCUAAAUUCCUGUACCUAUCUAAGAAGUGGGUAAAAGUUCAAGCAUCCUUGUUCCACAAAAUGAGGUGUUGCAUCCGGAACAAUUUGCUGAAGUCAGGACAUAUCCUAUAUGUAAUGUUGACAGCUAAAUAUAGACUUGUGUAAUGCAGUCAUUAGUGUUUCUUAUUAUUAAUGCAUGAUUAGAACAAUAGUUCUCUAUAAAUAAAAAGAAAUGUAAUAUUUUUCAAUAAAAUAUUAUUUUCUGAUGUU